AUGGGCACUUUCAAACUACCUACACAGCUCAUCAACAAGUUAACCGCUAUUCAAAGAAAAUUUUUCUUGGGACAGAAUUCAAAUAGGGGCUCCAAUCCAAUAGCUUGGCACAAAGUUUGUAUACCUAAAGAGUUAAGCGGUUUAGCUUUCAGAGACCUUGAGAUGUUAAAUUUGGCUCUUCUUACAAAGUUAGCAUGGAGACUGUGUAAUGAAGAUGAUGCUCUCUGGACUAAUAUCAUGGGAAGCAAAUACUUCAAAAAUGGAGAUAUUAUACACCAAAACUUGAAGGCUGGCAAUGGGUCAUACACUUGGAACGGAAUUAUCAAGGGCAUUCAUGUGGUAAAGCAAAACUACUUCAUGGAAGUUAAAAAUGGUAAGAAAACCAAAUUUUGGUUAGAUAGAUGGAUUCCGGGUAUGAACUCCCCUCCUGUCCCGAUCAAUGAUUUCUUCAGAUUUUAUCAAAAUGUUGAAGAGCUUUUACUUCCUGAAACUGACAUCUGGAGUGUUGAUUUGCUCUACAAAAUUUUUGAUAUCAAUACUGACCAGAAAAUUAUGAGUAUCUUUCUUGAUACUUCAAAAGAAGAUACAAUGAUUUGGAUGCCAUCUAGAGAUGAUCUGCAUAAUACCAGAUACAAGCUGUCCAUCUAUAAUCAAAACAUUGCUCCUCAUUGUGACAUCUGUGGAGGGAGUGAAGAAACCAUAAAACAUUUAAUCUUUGAAUGUGAUCAUGCCAAUAAAAUCUGGAGGCUUUCAAAUGUGGAUAUUGAAACAGUUUACAGUAAUCAUUAUAGUGUGUCAGAAUGGGAAGUCUCUCUUAACCCUGUUAACUCCGUGCAUAAAAUAAUCUAUCACAUGCACUCUCAUCUACAUGAACUUUUAAGUAACAAUAUUAAUUUGAAUGCUUUACUAAUCUCUCAAUGGAAACCACCAUUACCUGAUAUUUUUAAGUUUAAUUUUGAUGCCUCAUUCUGUUAUAUUACUAAAACACUUGGAAGUGGUGUUGUGUUGCGCACAAGUGAAGGAAGCUGUGAAAGAAUCAAAGGAAACUUCUCAAAUGGAGUUUUGAGUCCAAAAGCUGGGGAGUGCAUGGCCAUACGUGAAGCUUUAACAUGGGCAAAGGAUAAGCAAAUGUUCAAGAUUCAUAUUGAAGCUGAUGCACAACUAGUUAUUCAGUCCAUUACAGAUGAUGUUCUUCUCAUACAGAGAGAUAAUCAGGUUACAGAUGCAGUUGCAAAAUCUGUUAGAGGCACUGCUAUAAACAUCAAUAUCUCUAAUAAUUUUCCUUCUGAUUUUUGUAGUCUCUUGGCAAGAGACACCUAUCUUCAAACCAGUUAA
This is a messenger RNA of Papaver somniferum (opium poppy), 1335 nucleotides long. RefSeq lists its product as uncharacterized. Gene Ontology annotation, molecular function: nucleic acid binding; RNA-DNA hybrid ribonuclease activity. Bases 1 to 1335 code for a protein of 444 amino acids. The transcript is spliced from 4 exons. NCBI's taxonomy places the organism in Eukaryota, Viridiplantae, Streptophyta, Magnoliopsida, Ranunculales, Papaveraceae. The record is from RefSeq and is a predicted model, not a curated record.